AUGGUGAAGUCAAAGAUCCUUGCUCGUCGACAGUGGAAUCAUGAAAAUCAACCCCAUGUAAAACUGCCAGGAGAAACUAGCGGUGGCCAGCUCACGCGUCCAGGGUGUGGAAGGCCAAAAGUGCCAAUUUUUUGGUUCAGGCUCUGUAACUUUGUUACCAUACCACCAUUAUGUCAAGAGAGUGGAAAAUGUAUCUGUGACACAGAGAGGAAAGUGCCACACAUGUCUCAUCCAAUGGCUUCAUCUAUAACUCCUCGGUACUCCUAUCCAGCUGGCUCUCAUAUCACGCUGUGUCUCACAGAUGGAACAUCACUAUCUCUCCAAGUCAACAAGCCAUUCCUCCCAUUCACCAAAUCCCAAGUCUACCUCGCCAGCCCCUCUGAACCUAGUACUCACAAUCUCCCUACCCAAAUAAUUCUUAAAAUAUUUUACCCCCAAACUGUUGACAACCGAUUUCCACCCCUUCAAACCAUGCUACCUGCCCACCCAUGGCCCCUCGAUGCCAAAGCUGCCGCAGUGCAGUAUCGCGAGGACAUAGUGCAGGGAAAAUGUCUGGAUGACUUUAUGGUGGGCCUUUUAUAUGGAGAACAAGAGGCAGAGGUGUAUCUCUGGGAAGAGCAUUUUUAUCGCCUGUUGAAAGAAUCGUAUGAGUCUGAGGUGGGCGCUCUUGCUCGGUUGGAGUCAUUGCAGGGAACGGUGGUUCCCAAUGUUUUUGGCAUGGGGAGCAUCAUACUCCUGCCCAACACACGUGCCAUUCAACCACUUGGUGUACUCAUAGAAUAUGUUCCUGGCAUACUGUUAUCCAAGGUUAAGCCCGGUAGUGGUGUGAACAUCCCUUUCGAGAUUGUGCAUCCCCUGAUUGAUGCCAUGAAGAAAUUCAAGGACAUAGGGGUGAGGGAUGAGGGGUGCGGGGAUGAGGAUUGGGAAAUGAACUAUUUGAGGCUGUCUAGAGGGAUCGCUUAUGAUUAA
This is a messenger RNA of Laccaria bicolor S238N-H82, 969 nucleotides long. RefSeq lists its product as uncharacterized. Lineage: Eukaryota; Fungi; Basidiomycota; Agaricomycetes; Agaricales; Hydnangiaceae. The record is from RefSeq and is a predicted model, not a curated record. The coding region runs from base 1 to 969 and encodes 322 amino acids. The transcript has 6 exons.